AUGUCUGAUUCUAGUUGCCCUCGUGAAAAUCAUUUGAAAGGAAAGUUCAAGGGGAUGCUUGACCAGCUCAUGGGCGCAGACCGCCCAUGCCCUACUGCUUCAAGGUUGGAGUUCAUGACUCCCACCCUGACAGAUAGCAUCCUGAUGAGAUUUAGGUCCAUUAUGAGGGUGCCGGGGGUUAUGGGGGGAGGAAUGUCUCUGGUUCUGCCUUUUCCCCAGAAGUCAAAAGACCAGACUGGACCACAAAAAACCAUGGUCUGCGGUCUUUUUGCAGUCUAUAGACCAGUUUCGGUCUGCAUCAGUUUUAACCGGUUUAUGACCAGUCUUUAG
This is a messenger RNA of Laccaria bicolor S238N-H82, 330 nucleotides long. RefSeq lists its product as uncharacterized. The record is from RefSeq and is a predicted model, not a curated record. The transcript is spliced from 2 exons. Lineage: Eukaryota; Fungi; Basidiomycota; Agaricomycetes; Agaricales; Hydnangiaceae. Bases 1 to 330 code for a protein of 109 amino acids.